GGGUGUGGUCAGCCAACCCAAGUCCAGCGGCGUGUGCGUCAACGACGGUGAGGCGACGAGCCAGGUGUGUAGUGGAGCCCGCGAAAGUGUGACCAGUAACGGUGCGUGAAACGCCAGCGCGCAGGGAAAGCCCCCGCAGUGAGAGCCAUCCGUUUGUUCCGUCGGUUGCGUCGGUUGUUGAGAGCCCGAAAGUGUGAUAUUUAGGAAGCCUUUUUCGUCCAUUUUCCGGGUGCCAGCCCGAAACGUGAUAUUUGUGACCCUUGCAGCGUGCAAUGUUGAGAAACAAUCGCUAGUGAACCGCGAUAUUCGAAGCGACCAGCAACCGGGAGAAGAAGAAGCCCACCAAAGGCCAAAUAGUGCCAAUCGGGAAGAGUGUAGCAAAGAAAGAAAGAGCACAGAUUAGUGGCAACUGCCUGCAACGGUCUAACCUGGCUGCCGCCAUGUCCAGCAUAAGCGAGUUCUACCGGGACAAGGUGGUGUUCGUCACCGGUGGCACCGGGUUCAUCGGGAAGAUCGUGGUGGAAAAGCUGCUUCGUACCUGCGAGGUGAAGGAAGUGAUCCUCAUGGUGCGCGAGAAAAAGAACACGCAGCCGGAACAGCGCAUCAAGGCGCUCUGCUCGUCACCGAUAUUCGAACGAUUGGCCAAAAAGCAGCCCAACUACCGCGAUCGGAUCCGGGUGGUCGAGGGUGACCUGGAGAAGCCCAACUAUGCCCUGAACCCGGACGUGAUGAGCUACCUGAAGGAGUACACGCACAUUAUCCUGCACAUUGCCGCGACGGUCAAGUUUGACGAGGAGAUGAUCAAGGCCAUCAACAUCAAUCUGGGCGGCACGCGGACCGCGCUCGAAAUCGGACGCCAGGCCAAAAACCUACAGAGCUUCGUGUACGUGUCAACGGCAUACUCGAACAGCUACGACGAAUACAUUCAGGAGCGGGUCUACAACGUGGACUGUGAUCCGGAGAAAAUCCUGGCCCAUCUCGACGACGAGAAAGUGAAGCAGGAGCUGAUCAAGUACUCACUAAAGUGGCCCAACACGUACACCUUCACGAAGGCCCUCGCCGAGACGCUGACCCUCGAGUACCGCAAGCACUUCCCGGUCGCCAUCUUGCGCCCGUCCUGCGUAAUGGCCAGUCUCAACGAACCCGUGCCCGGAUGGUGCGACAGUAUCUACGGCUCCAACGGUACGUUCAUCGGUUGGUACUACGGGCUGAUCCGGACCAGUCACAUCGAUCCGGACGUCAUGAUCGACACCGUGCCGGUUGACUACGUCUCGAACGCCAUCAUUGCGGUCGGCUGGAAGACGUACAAGCAGAGGAUCGAGGAACCGGAAGUGUUGGUCUACAACUGCGUCAGCUCGACCGAUAACCCGCAGACAUUUGACGAAAGACGUCGGGAGUGUGAGAAAGCUUGCAAAAGGCACCCCCUGCUGACUGGCAUCUACCGGCCAGUGACGUUCGCCUCCAGCAACGAGCUCCUGUUCCGACUGUACUCGCUGGUGCUCCACUAUCUUCCCGCCUACGUCAUGGACCUGGCGAUGCGGCUGCGGGGCGAGAAGCCACGUCUGGUGGACACGUACAUCAAGAUCGACAAGGUGGUGGCCAGCGUGAAGAAGUUCACCAACACGUCGUACUUCUUCGACAACCAGAACAUGAAGGAUCUGUACCUUAGCAUGAGCUCGGUGGACCAUCAGCAGUACCCGUGCGACAACCGAACCUACAGCUGGCGGCUGUAUUUCGAGGUGGUGGUGCCAGGGCUGAAGAAAUACUUUUUCAAGGAGGACCUCAACAACGUCCAGCAGGCCCGCCAGGCCAUGCGCAAAAAGGAGCUGCUCGUGAACGGCACACUGUUUCUGCUAGUCGCUCUCCUGCUGCUGCAGCUGUACUACGUGCUGUUCUAGGGCCCAGGUCGCCAGGAGCGACCCCAACCUAGCGCAACUGGAGAUCGGUACAAUCCACGAGAAGAGUUCGAUCGUUACGCAAACAAAUUGAAACACAAACGAAACCCCACGCAUGUAGACAGUAAAGCAUAGCGGGAUCCAUAGUUCAUUUAAUAUGUUUUAAGGGCCACGGGCAGUUGGCAGUGGACAGCAGACGCAUAUAGUAUAGUCGAUAGCAGUAGUGCGGUAGUGCAGCAGCAGCAGCAGCAACGUCAGCGGCAUCAGGGCUGGAAGGCGUAGUGGUAGUGAUAGGGUUAAUCAGACUUGUAUAACCUCUCCCCGAAAACCGUUCUUCAUGUACAGCGCAGCGGCGCUGAAAUUGGCCAGCAUCGAACCGGAUCACACCAGACUGUCGGUCACCUUGUGUUUUUGUGUGUGUUUUUUAUUAAUAUUAUUAAUCUGUUAGCCAGCUAGCUUCGGGCAGCUCGUAGAAUUGAAUUGCGAGGAUCCCACGGCCCAUAGGGUUGCGCACUCGUGCGCGAAAAAAAGAAUAAAACAGCUCAGUCAGGUGGCUCAUUGCCAUGCUGACCGAUCCUUUCCGGUUAUCCUACCGUUGGCGACUCGGGUAACACGCUCUGGGGCGAUUUCCGUUUCGGAUAGAUAUUUAUUACUUUGAUGUUCGUGCGCUGCACACAUUCAGUAAAUGGUUCGAAUAAAGUGGAAAGCAGUACGUG
Anopheles bellator is the source of this 2611-nucleotide messenger RNA. Its product is annotated as fatty acyl-CoA reductase 1-like. Bases 441 to 1898 code for a protein of 485 amino acids. Gene Ontology annotation, molecular function: alcohol-forming very long-chain fatty acyl-CoA reductase (NADP+) activity. Lineage: Eukaryota; Metazoa; Arthropoda; Insecta; Diptera; Culicidae. The record is from RefSeq and is a predicted model, not a curated record. The transcript is spliced from 7 exons. Gene Ontology annotation, biological process: long-chain fatty-acyl-CoA metabolic process. Gene Ontology annotation, cellular component: peroxisome.